Messenger RNA from Phytophthora infestans T30-4, 873 nucleotides. RefSeq lists its product as uncharacterized. The transcript is spliced from 3 exons. Bases 1 to 873 code for a protein of 290 amino acids. Gene Ontology annotation, cellular component: histone acetyltransferase complex; transcription regulator complex. Lineage: Eukaryota; Oomycota; Peronosporomycetes; Peronosporales; Peronosporaceae. Gene Ontology annotation, molecular function: zinc ion binding; transcription coactivator activity; histone acetyltransferase activity. Gene Ontology annotation, biological process: positive regulation of transcription by RNA polymerase II. The record is from RefSeq and is a predicted model, not a curated record.
AUGCCGUGCGAGAUCUUCGACACGCGGGAGGCCUUCUUGCUGUACUGCCAGAACAACCACUGCCAGUUCGACCAGAUCCGACGCGCCAAGCACUCGUCCAUGAUGGUGUUCUGCUCCAACUGCAAGACGACUUUGCUCAGUGGCAACCGAUGGAACUGCUCGAUCUGCCCCGUCUUCAAUCUUUGCGAUGCGUGUCACGACAAGACCAAGCACGAGCAUCAGCUGCACUUGUUCAAGGUGGUGCCCAUCCCGCGACCUGGAAACGAGGUCUCGAAUGAAACUGUAAGCACCAAGGUCAAGGGUGUCGUGUCCAAGGCUGGAGGCGCAGCAGGACGCGCCAUUAAGCGCGAAGCAGGCAGUUUCGAUCUCAAGCGCGCGAAGCAUGCCAAGGAGGCGGGAAAGACUACCAACUCUCGUAAGCGUAAGCUGCCUCAGGGCUCUCCAGUCACGACACCGACAGCUGCAGCGGUAAAGUCGGAGACACCGACACCCCCAGCGGACGGCUUAUCCUCAGCGACGACAGCUAGCACUGCGACUACUGCAGCUCCGGCGGCUAAUGGCUCGAAUGGCAACGCAGCGGAUGGGGACGCGGCCAAGAAGCGACGGAUCCACAACAUUGACCCGCAGCUUUUGCUCCAGUUGGAACACGCGAGCAGUUGUACGGUACCGAACUGCACGUUCUUCAACUGCAACCGCAUGCAGGCAAUGCUUAAACACGGCGCGAUAUGUGAGCAGCGACUGGCUGGCCCGUGCGUCUUGUGCAAGCGACUACGCGGCGUGCAAAGUCCCUCGCUGCGCCGACAUCCGCCGCCAUUUCCUCGCGCAGGUUCAGGCUCGGCAGCAGCAACUCCAGCGCGCACGACAGCAAGCUAA